Messenger RNA from Ostrinia furnacalis (Asian corn borer), 1679 nucleotides. RefSeq lists its product as uncharacterized. NCBI's taxonomy places the organism in Eukaryota, Metazoa, Arthropoda, Insecta, Lepidoptera, Crambidae. The transcript has 3 exons. The record is from RefSeq and is a predicted model, not a curated record. The coding region runs from base 308 to 1603 and encodes 431 amino acids.
GCUAGUUGCCUCAUGUCACAAUUUAUCAUAAUAACUUUUAAUUCAAAUAUUAUUCUGUACAAGGGUCCGAAAUAUAUAAACUUCAAUAAAUAUAAAUAAGGGAUUGCUGUAAAAAUUCAACUGAAACCCGUUAAUUUUUUACUUUUUUUUCUCUUGACUGAAAACACCGUCCGCCAUGUUUCUACGUCACCAAUAUUGUAAACAACAAAACGUCAAACACUAGUUUCAGGUUAUUCGUGGUCUUUCAUAUAAACGCCUUGUUUUCACAUAAAAAUCUUGUACAGUUCGCAUUUAUUAAAAAAUUAUCAUGGAUCCUGGGUUUGUGAAAGCAGAAAGCACAAAUCUGCCCAAAAUCGACACACUAAUGGUUGCAAAUUUUUUUGCUUUAAAUCCUGAUUUCUGCUCAGCUGAGCUAAGGAAUGUUAAGAUAACUAAGUCUGCAGGUGAAUCAUAUGGUGAUGAUGCAAUUGGUUAUGUUCAACUUAAAAGGGAAAGUAAAAUCUGCACUGUGAAAUGUAAAAUGUGUCCUGAACAUAAGGUGCGCUCUAAGCAGUAUACAGUUUCAGCAGUCAUUGAUGAAGAAAAAGAAGAGAUUAUUAGUGUUCUUUGUCAAGAUUGUCCAGCUGCAGCAGGGGGCUGCAAACAUGCUGUUGCAUUUUUAAUGUGGUUGCAUCGUCGCAGUGAAGAGCCAUCUUGCACAUCAGUAGAAUGCUACUGGAAAAAAUCUAAUCUGUCAAAAGUCGGCAGCACAAUUAAAGUGUUAACUGCAAAAGAAAUGUGCAAAAGAAAACAUCAGGUUCCGGAACCAGAUACCAGUGUUAUGGAGGAAUUUUUAAUUGAAUGCAAAAACCGAAAAAUUAAAUCAUGUCAGUUUAUCAAGCAUGUUGGAGAUUAUGAAGAUGAAAAAUUGAUAUUAUCUUUACAUUAUUUAGUUAAUACAUACAAAGAACAGACUUGUGACAGUUUUCUUUCAAAAACUAAACAUCUCUUCAAUGAAGAAAAUAUAAAGUCUGCAGAAAUACAAACCAGAAAUCAAAACAAAAGUUCUCUCUGGUUUGAGCUUCGCUAUGGUAGAGUAACAGCCUCAAAAAGCUUUGAAGUUAGUCGGUGCAGAACACAUGAUGGUUCUUUGGUUGCAAAGAUUUUUGGUGCAAGGUCUGUGUUGACGGCUGCAAUGAAACGAGGCCAAAAGCUGGAAGAAAAAGUCCGAGAGGUUGUUGAAAAAAAAUUGGGAUUAAGGUUUGCAAAAUGUGGCCUCUUUAUUUCUGAUGAAUACCCUAUGAUCGCUGGUUCACCAGAUGGAAUAAGUACAAAGGGAAUUAUUGAAAUUAAAUGCCCCUCUAAUGAAAAAAAUAGAGAAUAUUACAUUAAAAAUGGACAAUUAUCAGAGAAAUGUUUAGCUCAAGUCCAAAUUCAGAUGUAUUGUGUAAAAGCAAAAUUAACAUAUUUUUGUGUUGCUGGCAGUGAUUUCGAAAAUACUAAGGAGGUGACGAUAUUACCUAUAUGUUAUAAUGAACUAUAUGUAAAAAAACUUAUUGAUCAGAUAGUACCAUUCUGGUCACAACAUAUUUUUCCUAAACUAUUUGAAAGUGUAACUCAAUAAUAAAUCAUUUAACUCUUAGUAUUAGCUUUAUUGUUUUUACCUAUUUGUAAGUCUAGUAUUAAGACAAAAAUACUCA